GAGAGCAUCAGAGCUGAUUAUUACUUAUAUGAAGCCAGUAUCUCCGUCUGUUCACAACUUCCCCCAUUUUUUCAGUAGCCAAGCCUCUCAGCCGUUAGCCAAGAUGAAUGCUUCACAAUGCGGACCCUUUCUCUAUCCAGAUGUCGUUCAGCGUCCUCCUCUGGAUACCAGCAACAACGUUCUAUCGGACUUGCCAAAUGCGGCUCAGGUUCAUGAAUACCUGCCACCCUUGACUGUACCUCACAGUGCCACUCCACAGCGACAGCAUGCGGAGGGCCCAAGACCUUCAUUCGCACAACUGAGCGCCCGUCUUCGCUCCGAGACAGCGGCUUGGGAUAUGAGUGCGAUGGGAAACACCACAGUGGCCAACACGUCUUUGGACAGGAGGGCACUGGGAAACGCCGCAUCCUCGUCAGCGUCUUUGGACCCUAGUGCAGUGGUAAACACCGCACCCAGAUCAGCGUCCUUGGACAGGAGUGCAGUGGGAAACACCACAGUGGCCAACACGUCUUUGGACAGGAGGGCACUGGGAAACGCCGCAUCCUGGUCAGCGUCUUUGCACCCACUGCACCCUAGUGCAGUGGGAAACACCGCACUUGGGUCAGCGGACAGGAGGGCAGUGGGAAACAGCACAGUGCCCAACAUGUCUUUGGAUCCGAGUGCACUGCGAAACAUCGCACCCGGGUCAGCGUCUUUGGACAGGAGUGCACUGGUAAACACUAACAACGACGCCGGCUGGUCACCCCUAUUAACAAAUUGUGAGAACCCAAUUUCAAGGCCUACAGAAUUGGACGCGAACAUGAACAUCCCUAAACAGUCAACAGGCAGUUCAGCGCCUCUUCAAUCCUGCAACGGCCAGUAUGGGGACUUUCAGACACCGCCAGUGCCAGCAUCACCGCUAGGAUCAUCACAUCUUUCCCUGUCGAGUACUGAUCAGGUUUCCCCGGUUUCUCAAUUUGGUCUGUUUGGCUCUGCCUACUGGGCUAAUGUAAUGCAGCCGGCUCAGAUUCAUGAAUACCUGCCACCCUUUACCGACCAAAAUGUCGCUCUACCCAACCAACAAUUCCAGAUAGAGCAAGCAUUGACUUCGUCUGCUUGUAACCCGCCACUACCAUACACGCCUUGUCAGUCAGUAGCUGAUGGCAGCCUCGCCACGUCUGCAGUUCGAACACAGGUCGAUAAUGUACCUCGCAAUGCCGCUCUACAGCGACAGCAUGCGGAGGCCCCAAGACCUUCAUUCGCACAACUGAUGGCCCGUCUUCCCUCCCGGAUAGCGGCUUUGGAUAUGAGUGCAAUGGGAAACACCACAGUGGCCAACACGUCUUUGGACAGGAGGGCACUGGGAAACACCGCAUCCUGGUCAGCGUCUUUGGACCCUAGUGCACUGGUAAACACCGCAUCCGGAUCAGCGUCCUUGGACAUGAGUGCAGUGCGAAACACCACAGUGCCCGACAUGUCUUUGGAUAUGAGCGAACUGCGAAACAUCGCACCCGGGUCAGCGUCUUUGGACACGAGUGCACCCGGGUCAGCGUUUUUGGACAGGAGUGCACUGGGAAACAGUGACAACGACGCCGGCUGGUCACCCCAAUUGAAAAAUCGUGAGAACCCAAUUUCAAGGCCAGCAGAAUUGGACGUGAACAUGAACGUCGUGAACCAGUCAACAGGCAGUUCAGCGCCUCUUCAAUCCUGCUAUGGCCAGUAUGGGGACCUUCAGACACCGCCAGUGCCAGCAUCAUCGCUAGGAUCAUCCCAUCUUUCCCUGUCGAGUACUGAUCAGGUUUCCCCGGUUUCUCAAUUUGGUCUGUUUGGCUCUGCCUACUGGGCUAAUGUAAUGCAGGAGACCGCCCUAAGCCAAAACAAACAAAAGGUGAAAAACCAAGAGAGAAUAGAGAGACGCCGCAACCGAAAUAGGGUGGCAGCCGCGCGUUGCAAAGAGAAGGCAAAGAUGAAGGCUGCAGAGGACUCGCAGAAAAUCCAGGAACAGGCAGAGACAAUAGAGAAACUGAGGAAGAUAGUAGCCAGCCAGAAGAUCAUAAUUGACCACUAUCCGACUUGUGCAGCAUGUGGUAACAUUCCUUCAUAAUGUGCUGUCAUUCUUUCACAGUCAUUGGACUCGGCAGCAUCAACGGAUAAUGCAUGUGUUGCGAAUUUAUGUUACGACUAUGAUUUACGCAUGUCGUUGUAUUUGGUUCUUGUCUGGUGGAGUCCAGUAUAUGGUCUAGGUGUACGCGCGAGUGUGGUGUGAUGAGUGACGUUUAUGGUAUGUGGUGCAUGCAAGAGUACGCGUUGUCAGAGUGUGAGGAUGUGCUUCCAUCUGUGUGAGAGUGACUGUCAAGUGAAUGCUGUACAUGCGCAGUGCUAGUUUGGUCUGGGAAUGAGAGUCGUGUGUGAUUCGUCCGUGGUCUGGUUGUCUUGGUCUUGGUCAUGUGUUCUGUACGUAUCAGUCCCUGAUUGGUCGUCUCGAUUUGUCGUCGCAAUAUUACUGCUUGUUCUUGUUGUUUUCUUAGAGUCUUUUCCCCGGGAGUCUUCCCGUUGUCCUUUUUGUCGUCUCCAAGUUUGUCUCUCUCCUCCUGCGCCCUCGUCAUUUCUUGGUACAAUAUAAGUAUUGCAGAUAUGA
Sycon ciliatum is the source of this 2617-nucleotide messenger RNA. RefSeq lists its product as uncharacterized. The record is from RefSeq and is a predicted model, not a curated record. The coding region runs from base 29 to 2083 and encodes 684 amino acids. The transcript is spliced from 4 exons. Lineage: Eukaryota; Metazoa; Porifera; Calcarea; Leucosolenida; Sycettidae.